This is a messenger RNA of Acaulospora morrowiae, 159 nucleotides long. The record is from the annotation of a GenBank genome assembly. NCBI's taxonomy places the organism in Eukaryota, Fungi, Glomeromycota, Glomeromycetes, Diversisporales, Acaulosporaceae.
AGGAGAUUUUUGAGAAGUUGAGAAUGAAGAUUGAGAUGGAAAAGCGUCUGAAAAAAUUAAAAAGAAUGGGGAUUGAUCAUCGUAAUAUCAUAAUUGGUAAAAGAAUUAGUAAAAGUAAAAGAAUCAAAUAUGUCAGGGAAUUGUCUGGAUAUGAUAAAG